AAGUUGGAAAAACGAGCGAAAAUCGUGAGAUAAUUGUUUACAAUUACGUUUUAAAUCAUCGACACCACUUAUUGCUCAAUUAAAAGAGUAUAAUUUUAGUCAGCAGUGAAAAAAUCAUAGAUCACGACAGUUUAAAGCUAUCUUUUUACCAGUGAAAUGUGUUAAUUCCGGCAUAAUGCCUGCUAGGACUCGCACAGUCAGAGCGCCAAAAGCGUCCAAAGAAAAUGUAGAGAACCUGCUCAAAAAUAAGACGAAAAACACAAGGCAAGCCACAAAACCGGCACGGAAACCCCUAGCGGAUAAAACGAACUCGGCCUCAGAUGAAAAUACUAGUCCAGAGCACGUCAAAAAGGUUAUCAAGAAGUCGAACAAACCAAUACAAAAACCUAUUGCAGCAGUUCCGGUCACUGUUGACGAAAAUAGACCACGUCGAAACAGGCGUCUGCCGCCUAGAUAUGUUGAAAACGAAGUGUUAAACAGCCUCUCUAACAGUAAAGAAAAUGCAGUUUCUCCUACCAAGUCACUUAAAAAAACCCCUGUUAAAAACACUGUGAAUGUAGAAUCGCCUUUCAAAACGCCAACUACAGUACUAGAUAACAGUCUGCUUGCAAAUAGACCGAAGAGAGUCAGCAGGCUACCUUCUAAAUUUGAUGAAAACUCAAGUCCUAACAAAUUUGUUCCAACUCAUUGUCAUACUAGCACACCAUUGGUGUCUAAAGGACAUGAGAAGCCUAAAGAUGUUAAAAAUGUUGGCAAACAAAAACAGGCCCAACAACAAAAAAUUGAAAAUGAACCAUUGCAAAUAACACCUCAAAGAGUUUCACCAAGGAAAGGUACAUUGCAGAAAGCGGCACCACAAAAUACUUCAUCAGAAAAAGCUAACUCACAGAAAGUUACACCUCAAAAAAGUCCUCUAAAACCCAACAAAGUUACACCAUUUAAAACUAAGGUCACUCAGAAAAAACUUGUACAAAAGAAAUUAAGCGAAGUUGUGAACAACAACACAGAUACAAACUUAAAUCAAAAACAAGACAGGGUAAGACGGUUAAGAAAACCUGUAGAAUAUAAAGAGGACACCCUAAGUCCUAAAUUAAAGAGUCCUGAAAAGAAAUCAACAAACACUGGAGGCAAGAAAAUUUUAAAAGCAAAUUCUUCAUUUAGAAUUCUAGAAGAGAAAAAAUCGAAAAAUGGUGAGCAAGAUAUUUAUGAAUUCAUAUUUGAUCCAACUGAAGAGCCUGCACCUCAAAAGAAGAAAAAGAAGAAAGUUACUACUAGAAAACCAACCAAACCAAAAACAAGGGUCUAUAAGAACAAUUAUGAGAAAAACAUCGCAAAAGCUUUGGCAGACUUGAAAAAUGUAGUCACCAAACAAAAACCAGACAGUCAAACCGCACCAAAAACCUCAAAUACUGUGCAACCAGGUAAUGUUGUGCAACAAGCAAGUAACAAAGCAGCAGUCUCUGCACCUAAUCCCUCUUCAACAGUCAUCAGCACAGUUGCAGAGAUACACCCUGAUUAUGAGAAAAACAUGGCAAGUGGUUUGGUAGACUUGAAAAAUGUAGUUACCAAACAAAAUCCGGAGAGUGAAACAGCCACAAAAGCCUCAAAUACAGUGCAAACAGGUAAUAAUGUUAUGCAACAAGCAAGUAACAAAACAGCAGUCUCUGUACCUAACCCAUCUUCAACAGUUGCUGAGAUACACCCUGAUUAUGAGACAAACAUGGCAAGAGGUUUAGCAGACUUGAAAAAUGUAGUUUCUAAACAAAAUCCGGAGAGUAAAACAAUCGCAAAAACCUCAAAUACUAUGCAACCAGGUAAUAAUCAACACAGUUCAAUACUCAUCAGCACAGUUGCUGAGAUACACCCUGAUCCAGCUCAAAAUACUUCUGUAAGAAGUAAUGUGUCCACUAAACAUGUUUCAUAUAGGGUUGAAGACAUUGCUGCCGAUUUUGAUGCUUCCAUGGAUCAUGAAAUUAACUACUCUCCAGUGAUUUCGCCUCACAGAAUUGAAACAGAGCCAGAAAGUUGUCCGUCCAAUACAAACCCAGAGUACAGGCCUGAUGAUCCUCUAAAUUUGCGUAAUGAUUUAAGCUUCUUUGAUGAGCAACCUGUCGCAAAUAGUAGUAUGAAUACAUCAAAGAACCCAUCUGCAACACCGUGGCGUGCUGAAUUUGAAAAUCUACCCAUUAAAUGGCAGGCAAACACAUAUGUGAAACCAGACAUGACUCCCGCUUUAGAGUGCUCAUUUGUCAACCAUUUUGAUGAUAGCAAGAAGAAACAUGUUUAUACUAACAUGGUUACAGAAUCUAAUGAUCCUUUACCAGAAUUAGAAGAUGCAGCACCCAAGUUAAAGCAAACAAGCAUAAUUUCAUUUAUCAAAGAAGUUUGUGAAAAGAAAUCUAAUAGAAAGAAGAGGGGAGCCUCAGCCACACCUACAAAAGCUAAUUCAUUAUUUGAUAUGUCUAAUGUAACAAGAAACGUAGCCACACCAAGUAAAGAAACAUCUGGGGCUUCCAACAACAGUGCAGAUAAUGAAAUUAGUGACCACAACAAACCACAGAAACGUAAAAAUAAUGAUGAUAAUAAUCCCACUCCAGCAAAACUACCUCGUAAAGACAAUGAGAAUACACUAUUCGGUUUUGAUGACAGUGAAAAUCAGGAGAAUGUUUCACCAGUAAAAGUGAAUAAUAACAGAUUACGAAGCCUCAGGUCACGAUCAGGAGCUGUGCUCAAAGAAAUAAAUAAGCAAACGGGACCUAUGAGGGCUGAAUUACCCGCUGCAAUGAAAGCUAAGCUUGCUCCAAGCUCGGAGGCAGUGGAGAAGAUCUAUGAUCAGAUGAAGUCUGCCGCUGAUGCACCUGUGUUGCUGCAUAAGCAGGGAGAUGCUGAGGUUACAAAUGUUGAGAUGGCUGAUGGCUUGGAAGAUGACAGCCAAUCAGUGCAUUUAUUUGAAGAUAUUGAGUUGGUUCAUCAUUUGAAGCCAACCCGCAAAAGCUAUGGCAAGGCCAAAAAGGUGACUUUCCAAAACUCAUCCGACAGCGCGUCUGAAGACGAAGCUCGCAACCAAUCCAGUGAUGAAGAAGUCGACAACCUUGAAGACUUGAGCUUCCAUCUACCGCAGGUUAAGGCCAAGAAAGCCACUAAGAAGAAGAAAACUAAGAAACAGGUGCUGUCAAAGAAAGAGAAAGCAGAGGUGGACGCCUGGGCAGCAUGUUUCAACUCGAUGUGCGAGGACAUUGAAGAAUUUGACUUGGUGGUUGAAUAGAUCUGUAAAUAUCAAUGAAAUCAUGGAGCAGUCUUCUAAGUUUAAUGCAAGAACAAUGAAAACGGGUUGUAAUUCCAUGGAGAAUGCCGUACACGGCGGGCAGAAGUUGAUAUCUGGCAAGAAAAAAUUGAAGAAAUUUGAACCUUAUGGAAGUUUAUUUUAAGUUCAAAUUUCUUCAGUAGAAUAUCUGGAGUUAUCAAGUUCUUCCCGCCGUGUAUGGAAUUUAUGUAUCCUUUUCAUUGGUUCUGAAUAUUUUUGUGUUACAACUUACGACUGAAGAUCACCACAGGCUUAUCUUAUUAGCGUCCCUUGCACCGUCCCACUAACCCGGGGUUAAAAGGUUAAACCUGGAGUGAUGUUUACCAGUACAAUUUGACACUGGGUUAGUGGGAUGGUGCAAGUGGGCCUUAGAGUAAGAAUAAAUCUUACUAAAGCCAUCCAUUUUUUAGAAAUCAUCUUUGUUUUACAGCUGUAAUUUUUUUUUGAACAUUCAAAGUCAUUAUCACGUUAAAACUGACCAGUAAUAUAUGAUCAUUGUCAAGAGGGCGUUCUUAUUUUUAACCGACUUCAAUUUCAUAGAAGGAGGAGGUUCUGUAUUCGGUUGCGGCUAUUUUUUUUCAUGUAUAGGGUGAUAGUUCAGUAAAGUAUGAAAAAAAAGUUCCAGUGAAAUUCCGCAACACGGCGCGUGAUCAUAUAUUCCUGGUCAGGCUUUAAUCACAGUAUUCGUCGUAAUCACACUGUAGUUUAAGUAUUCUUAUAGUUGAGAACAGACAAAACUAUGUUCACUUAAAGAUUUACGCCAUUCUACUCUUUAUUGUUUGCGAUAUAAGGAGUUUAAUCGCGUGUAAAUUAAAGUGGACUUAAACCGUUCUGACUCUUAUGUAUAAAUUGGUCUAUUAUGUAUGAGUUUAUUAUCAUGAUCAUGACUUAGUUUUUAGUUUCAAAAUAACCAAGAAAUUUUUAGUGCGGCCAUAUUUAAUAUUUGCCAUACAUGUACGAGUACAAAAUUCGUCAUAAAUUUCUUUUUUACAUGACAACGCGUUUUUUUACAAAUUAAGUAUAAUAUUUUUAGUUUUACUUUAAGUCUUAUAAUAUAAGCGGAGUGGAGAUUAGGUUUUUUUUUAAAAUUUAGACAAGUAAACUUCUGUGAAUAUUUUAUCGGUUUAAAUUUGCAUAUUCUUUUAUUUAUAUAAAGCAAACAGGAUUAAAAAAUAUAGCAUACCCUUUUCUUUAUAUGUAUAAGUAACAUUUAUAUAAUUUUAUAAUAUCAAUUCAUAUCAUGACUUCUAAGACUUUUAAUAGAAAAAAAAAACAUAUGAUUCGUCAGUUACAUAUGUGUGCAGUCAGAAUUUUUUAAGAUAUCUAAAUGUUAUAUUAUGAACAACUCUUAAUAACAGGGAUACCUUAAAAAUUAACCAUACUCGAGGAUUUUUAGCACGGAUUCGCUGCUAAGUCAAAUUAUGCAUUUAAAAUACAAGUUUAUAGUAAGUUUUGUUUUAAGUGAAAUCUAAUAUAAGUACCUAGUGAGUGUGCUGUGGUUAUAUUUAUCAGAUUUUAAGUUUUAAGUGGCAAUCUGAAUUAAGUUGACAUUUUGAUCUGUAUUGAUCUUAAUUUUAAUAUCUCGAAUGUUGAUAUUAAUGUACCUAAUUUGAUUUUAUUAAUAAUGCCGGUCAUAGUGUUUUUAACAUUACUAUUUAACAAUGAUUGAGUUAAGAUGUGUAAAGUAUAAGAAAAAAGCGGCCAAGGGCGAGUCGGGCUCGCCCAUGAAGGGUUCCGUAGCAGCAAGUAACAUAAUACAAUUGCGGUUUACGAUUUAUGACGUAUUAAAAAAAACUACUUACUAGAUCUCGUUCAAACCAAUUAUCGGUGGAAGUUUGCAUAGUAAUAUACAUCAUAUAUUUUUUUUAGUUUUAUCAUACUCUUAUUUUAGAAAUUACAGGGGGGGGGGGCACAUUUAACCACUUUGAAAGUGGCUCUCGCGCAAACUAUUCAGUUUAGAAGAAAAUUAUAUUAGAAACCUCAUUAUAAUUUUUGAAGACCUAUCCAUAGAUACACACGUAUGGGUUUGAUGAAAAAAAAAAAUUGAGUUUCAGUUCUAAGUAUGGGGAACCAUACGGACGGAUGGACAGACAGACAGACAUGACGAAUCCAUAAGGGUUCCGUCUUUUGCCAUUUGGCUACGGAACCCUAAAAAGUAUCGUCUAGUUUGACAGUUGAAGAAAAUGGCGCUGUAUAGGGAGCGUAAACGAACUGUAGGGGGCAGCACAGAAGCCUCCUAUUCAUUGGCGCGAAGCACAUUGUCAUGUUUUUAUGUUUAGAUUUAAGCCACUAGAUGGCAGACUACUACGCGCAAUAGAGUGUGCGUGGACAGUAGGGGGCAGCACCUGCUUAGGUGUUAAUGGGGUUGGCCGGUGGAAGUUUUUAGCAUAUGGCGCCAUCAUAGCUUCUCCCUGACCUCCUCUUCCUGUAUUAUUUGUAUUGUUUUCUGUAAUGAGGUGUGCAAUAAAGAGUAUUUGUAUUGUAUUGUAUUGUAUAGCUUGCCCUGUCAAUCCCUAGAAUUGUGUGACAUUUUUGGUUUUUUUUUAAUACCUUGGAUGCCAGCCCUUUAAGCCAAAUCUCAUAGAAAAAGGGGCAAGCUAUGAUGGCGCCAUCUAUGCAAACCUUUGACAGUUGCCAACCCCAUUGUUGAAGUUUUCGAUUGAGGUCAAGAGAUGGCAGAUCAACACGCACGGACUCUGUGGCGCUGUUUUUAGUAACUUAAUUUUCAAAGGCCAACUUUUGAUAAACCUCAUAAUUUACGGGGCCGUACAGCGCCAUCUACAUUAGCUGUCAAAUUUGAAGCACGAAGUCAUCUAACUUUAGAUGUCUAAUACCAAAAAGAAUAGAUAGUAUAGAGGGGUCCUGUCAUUGUCAAUUUUGUAGUCACGGUACAUUUACUGCCAUCUAUCGACACACGAUUAAAACUUAAAAUAAAAUUGAAAAUGUAUAAAAUAAUCAAAAUAUGUUAACGGAUAAAUGAUUCUUAGUUUUUAUUGUUUCCUACUGACCCAUGUUCUUUCACUGAUAUGUGUUAAAAUUGUUAAAUACCAAACGGUGUCGUUAACGCCACCUAGCCGAGAAUAGUAAAAAGGUAAUGGCGCCAUCUAUUCGAGAACGACUUUUCCUUGGCCGUCCGAGGCACGUUUUUUUCUUAGACUUUAUUUAUCUUAUACGGAGUUAUAUAUAUCUCUGCUAAUACAAUCAAUAAUUAUUUGCAAUUACGACAAUAAUGUGAUGAAUUGACAAUGUUUUAUUUUAACACUGUAAUAUUUAAAUAAUUAAGUAACUAAUUUCUCUAUAAAGAUUAAUUUAAAUUUUAAUUUCAGUUUACCACGUGUAUGUGUCGGCGGCCGAUCGUAAGAUCAGGCAGAUCGUAAUGUUCCUGUGUAAUGUUUUGACGAUAGUCACAUUAAACCAAUAGAUAGACAGGAUAGGUUCCUUAGGUUGCUUCAGAUGCCCGAAGGGCAAACUGCCCAGAAAUAGGA
This is a messenger RNA of Cydia fagiglandana, 6789 nucleotides long. It is a transcript of the gene dmt, whose product is annotated as nucleolar protein dao-5-like. The transcript is spliced from 3 exons. The record is from RefSeq and is a predicted model, not a curated record. Lineage: Eukaryota; Metazoa; Arthropoda; Insecta; Lepidoptera; Tortricidae. Bases 176 to 3265 code for a protein of 1029 amino acids.